CUUUGCUUUGUAGUUAGGCAGACAUAGCGCUGCGCGGCCAAUCACAAAAUAAAGCGAGCGGGAAUUUUUUUGCUGUUUAUUUGACUCAGCUUCAAGUCCAGAGGGUUCUGAAUGCAUUUUGUGGCUCCACUGUGGUUAACCCAUGAUGGAAGACCGAAUAAAGGCAGACGCUUCGUCCGGGGACGGCGACACCGAACCCAGCAUGCUGCUCCAGAAGCUCAAGAGCAACAUUUCUAAGUCCGUGCAGAACAAAGUGGACACUAUUUUGAGAGAUGUACAGCAGUUCUCAGACAACGACAAGCUCUACCUGUAUUUACAGCUACCCUCAGGUCCGAGUGCAGGAGAUAAGAGCGGUGACUCCAAUUUGGUCAACACGGCUGACCAACUACACACCUGCAACUGGAUUCGAAGUCACCUUGAGGAACACGCCGACACCUGCCUACCCAAGCAAGAUGUUUACGAGACCUAUCGGAAACACUGUGAAAACCUGCAGCAGCGGCCUCUGAGUGCAGCAAACUUUGGCAAGAUUAUCAGAGAUAUCUUCCCAAACAUCAAGGCGCGGAGGCUGGGUGGCAGAGGACAGUCCAAAUACUGCUACAGUGGAAUCCGGAGAAAGACAGUGCUAAACAUGCCCCUAUUACCCAACUUGGACCUGAAGAAUGACCCGUCAGAGCUGACAGAACUGGUGCAGACGUAUAAGCAGGAGGUCACAGAGGCGGCGUGUGAGUUGAUCUGUGAUUGGGCGCAGAAGAUUCUCAAGCGCUCCUUCGACACGGUGGUGGAGAUCGCUCGCUUCCUCGUCCAGGAGCACAUCGUUAACCCGCGCUGCAGCCAAGCUGAGCUGGUCACCUCCGCCGCGUUGGCUGGAGGCCCUUCGAAACCACAUAAGGUGAUGAAGAAGAUCACAGCGACUCCCAGAGGGAGUGGAGUGGAGGACGAUGGCAGCAGCCAAGACGCUAAGAAAGACAAAGAUGGUACAGAUCAGUUGUCGCCUGGAAAGCAGCAGCUGAGUGAGAAACCAGCCAAAGGGUCCGAGUCGUCCCGCUCUGGGGGCCGCGACCUGCAGGUGGAGGCCCUGAUGAAGAUGAAGAAGUUCCCUCAGAUCCUCCCGAGAGGUUCUCUUCCAGACAAAUCCCAGCUCUCCGUGCACUCCUCCCCUCCAGCUUUCACGCCCAACGACUCGAGCAGCGUGAAGGUGACUCUUCCCAUCACCGUGACGACGCUCCCGGCCCAGCAGGGGCUGCCUGUGGUGAUCCUGCCCUCAGGGGUGAGUCUUUCUUACCCCGAGCAAGACAAAAGCACUUCGGUCACCGUGUCCACCUCUGCUGCCCCGACGCCGGUGGUUCAGAGAGCGCGAGCAGCUCCCCCUAAACGAGGUCCUGAUCCCAUCGCUGCGGUCGCAGUCGCAGGGCCUGGCGGUAUUCCUCCAAAACGAAAACGAGGCCGUCCCAGGAAGCCGAGGCCGGAAGAGAUGACCCCGCAGCCGCCGGCAGCCUCUUCAGGCCUUAACCCAAAUCCAGCGCCGGGUACGAGAGGGGUCAUCCAGAAAGCUUUUUCAUCCUCUGCGUCCAUCCAGUCCACACAGGUGAUGGAGAUUGUGCUCCAGGAGCAGCCGGGCCUUGUGGUAAGCCAGGAGGUGAGGGAUUCUGAGCAAAGAGGAGUGUUGGUGAAGUGCCAGAAUGUUCCGGAGCCUGAAGCUCCACCCAUUCUGCUGCUUCAGAGUGAUAACCAGCCUGGUUCCGAGAUCACUCGGGCUAUGGUCAUACAGCGGGCGCCAAUCUCCCUGCCUGUGACUCAGAGCGCCACUUCAGCAGCCACGUUAGACGAGAACAGAGAAGCGCAAGACCCUCCCGUCGAAGCUCCGCCCACUUCUUCUGACAAAGAGGCCCUGGCCGAGGAGAAUCCGCCGCCGCCACAGGCUCCUUAGCAACAGCAGCACAACCAGCGCUUUCUUCCCCCACGAGUCUUUGAGCCCUGUGAGCUUGACGUUGGUGUACGUUGCCUUUUCAGUGUCCCUCCAGUGUGACUCGGACGCCAGCAUGUCAAACGCUGUCGCUGCACUGCGGCGGAGUUUGAACUGCAGUUGCUCCGCUGUGUCGCAGCGCUACUUUAGCGUUAGCCUCAUUCAUACAGCCAUCACAAAACUUCCAAAGCUUCCACCUCUGUUUGGCUUUGCUUCAGUCUGGCAGCUGAAGAGGAACUCCACUGAUUUUUCAGAAAAAUUCUCUAUAAUUCAGUCCUUGAUGUAAAUAAAGUCAGAGUGGUUUGAUGUGAACUCGUGCAUCAUAGAAACGUGUAUCAACUCAGAUUUCUUUACAGUGGUGGUGAUGGGAACCAGGGCUUUUAAAGCCUGUAACACAAAUAUUGCCAUUUUACUUACUGUCCAAAACCACCAGUGAACCUACACGAGUCUUCUGGAAUGUUAAUGAUGGUAAAAUAGUGGAAAAUCUGGGGACUGUUUUUCCUCAAAACACCCUGCAUAGAUCCCUCCACCAUGAAUGGAUUUUAAACUUUCUGUGAGGGAGCUUUUAGAGGUGGACCUCUGGUUCCUAUCACCACCACUGUGAACAGUUCUGACUCUAAGUCUCUCCAGAACGGAGCGUUUCACACCAAACCGCUCUGAAUGACUCUGUUUACAUCUUAACAUCUUAAUUACACUGAAAUUUUGAAGAAUUGGUGGAAAUCCCUUAGUUAGAACUGUUAAUUCAAGCCAAGUUAUAUUUAAGAGUGAGGAGAAAUAAAGAGUCCUCUGAUGAACUCUGAGGCCAUUUAGUUGCCCUCAUUUAGUUGAAUCUUCAGAAGACACCCAUCUUUUUGUGUUGUGAUUGGUCAGCAUGCUCACAACCGCACUGUGAUUGGCUCGUGGGUUUAUUUGAAUAUUGCAACCUUGUGAGAUAUCAUUGUUGCAAAGGCGAAUAGUGAUAUGACAGUAUUUUGUGCAGGUCCUUGCACAAGUGUUAAGCAUCGAGAUAAAAAAGAAAGGACAAGUCCAGCACCUUUCGCUGAAUUUUGUUCAAAAUGCACUGCCAGAAGCCUUAAAUGUACAGCUGACCAGACAGAAUCAAACAAAACAAAGUGAAAGCACUGGAGUUUGCACAAGGCUAGUGUUAAAACAACUUCGAGCUUUCUCCGAACAGGAGGAAGAGUCAUUUUGAAGACUCGAUUACACUAUAAGACGUCUUUUACAUGGUAAAAGA
Messenger RNA from Colossoma macropomum (tambaqui), 3197 nucleotides. RefSeq names its product regulatory factor X, 5 (gene rfx5). Gene Ontology annotation, molecular function: RNA polymerase II cis-regulatory region sequence-specific DNA binding; DNA-binding transcription factor activity, RNA polymerase II-specific. Gene Ontology annotation, biological process: regulation of transcription by RNA polymerase II. The transcript has 11 exons. The record is from RefSeq and is a predicted model, not a curated record. Bases 143 to 1927 code for a protein of 594 amino acids. NCBI's taxonomy places the organism in Eukaryota, Metazoa, Chordata, Actinopteri, Characiformes, Serrasalmidae.